CCCGUGCACACAAUCCGCAUCCCUAAAUUUGAAAGUCUUGAAGCUGAACGCGCAUUUCGCAAACUCCACCACGCCGCAGCUCUAAGGUGGCUCGGGUACAACGGGUACAACAACGAAGGCGCAGGAGGACACGUCACGGUCCGCGACCCCAUUCUGACCGACCACUUCUGGAUCAACCCGCACGGCAAAUCCUUCAGCCACAUGCGACCCGAAGAUCUUGUGUUGGUAAGUAAAGGCGGCGAAGUCAAGGAAGGAGGCAACAUGCACUCGAUCAAUCCUGCCGGCUACGUGAUUCACGCUGCCGUCCAUGAAGCCAGGCCGGACGUUGUUGCGGCGGUACAUUGCCACAGUGUACCGAGUAAAGCGUUUAGCGCGAUGGGAUGUAAACUUGAGCCGAUCAAUCAGGAUGCUUGCAGGUUCUACAACGAUCACAGCAUCUACGAAGGAUUCGGCGGGAUAGCAUUCAAAGCCGAUGAAGGAGUCCACAUCGCGCAAGCACUUGGCAAUACUAAGGGCGUGAUCCUCCAGAACCAUGGACAUCUUACGGUGGCUAAGACCGUGGAUGGUGCGGCAUUCUUGUUCGGCGCAAUGGAUAGAUGUAUUCAGGCUCAAUUACUCGCGGAUGCAGCGUGCGCAGGACGAGGAACCUCAACGAUCAAGGUUGGGCGUGAGGAGGCGGAAUACACGAGGAAUACGUAUAAUGAUGAGAUGGUGUAUAUCAUGUUUCAG
Exophiala viscosa is the source of this 729-nucleotide messenger RNA. Its product is annotated as class II aldolase/adducin N-terminal. Gene Ontology annotation, cellular component: cytoskeleton. Gene Ontology annotation, molecular function: actin filament binding. The transcript has 3 exons. Lineage: Eukaryota; Fungi; Ascomycota; Eurotiomycetes; Chaetothyriales; Herpotrichiellaceae. The annotation marks the transcript as partial. The record is from RefSeq and is a predicted model, not a curated record.